UUUAGUACCCGGAAACUGCAGCGGAGUGGGAGCUCUCUUCACAACAAGUGUAACUGUGUGGGCUACGUGGAGAUAACCGGCCUGUGUUUUUUAAAGAAGGAGGCAUUUACUAGUUUUUUUAAGGACAGGUGGACCUUACUGCAGCUUCUUGUGGAUUAUAAGAACAGAGUUUAUCGUUUAACAGCGAUUUCCUAUCGUUUAGGUUAGGUUACAUAACACAGUCUGCUGUGUGCCUCCGCCUGCAGCCGUCUGGACACACAGGUGUUGGGAUGAGCAAAUCCAGGUCCAGUUGGGAUAAAAAAGUCUCCCAGCCUCCGGUCACUAGGAUAACCCGCAGCUCCAACUCUCAGAGCAGACACGCCAUCCCGCCAGAGACCCAGCACCCAGGUCCAGGUCCAGGUCCAGGUCCGUAUGGAAAACAAAGGAAGAAGCAGACGGACUCUGCUUUGGCCCAGGACCUGAGUCAGAUGAGUGUGAGUGGACUGGAUGCUUUAACUACAAGUGAAGGAAAGAUGUCCAGAGGCAGCGGUUCUUGUGUGCAGGCUGAUCAGUCGCCUGAGUCGAGAUUGGAUCAAGGCAAGCCGUCUGCUGUCGACUCCUCAUCGCGGGGCGCUCUGGCCUCUGUGGCUCGGCUGGUGAAGCUCGGUCGCUGUAAGAAGGUUGUGGUGGUGGCCGGAGCAGGAAUCAGUACCGCCAGUGGUAUCCCAGACUUCAGAACUCCAGGGACAGGUCUUUACGCCAACUUGGAGAAGUAUAACAUCCCCUAUCCGGAGGCCGUUUUCAACAUCGACUACUUCACCGACGACCCGCAGCCUUUCUUCUCUCUGGCCAAAGCUCUGUAUCCCGGCAGCCACCGACCCAACUACAUACACUACUUCAUCCGCAUGCUUCACCACAAAGGCCUGCUGCUCCGCAUGUACACACAGAACAUCGACGGACUGGAGAAAAUUUGUGGCAUCCCUGAUGAAAAACUCGUAGAGGCUCAUGGUAGUUUCACCACAGCUUCCUGUCACCUGUGCUACACUGCGUACCCCGCUGAAGAGGCGAAGCAUGCAAUAAUGAAUGACAACGUUCCCAUUUGCACUUUCUGCGCUGCAACAGUCAAACCUGAUGUUGUGUUCUUCGGAGAGGAUCUUCCUCAGAAGUAUUUCCUGCACACUAAAGACUUCCCCCAAGCCGACCUCCUAAUUAUCAUGGGCACAUCUUUACAGAUCGAGCCGUUUGCCAGCCUGGUGAAUACCGUGCGCUCCACUGUGCCUCGUCUCCUCCUGAACCGACACGCCGUGGGUCCUUUUGAGAAGGUCCCUUUGCGCAGAGGAGACCACAUGGAGCUGGGUGACCUGGAGGAGACGGUGCGGAGGUUUGCUGAAAUGCUCGGCUGGAGUGAUGAGAUUGAAGAGCUGAUGAGGAGUCAGGAGACGCCGAGCAUCCAUCCACUUAUCAGCAGCUCUCCGUCAGUGACUGUGCAGACGCCUCUGCAGAGCCGAGGAGCUCCAGUGGAGACGAGCAGGUCCAGACUGGGAGCUCAGAGAGCGGCCAGCAGCGGCAGUGAUGACACAGAUUCAGAGACAGACAGCAAGAGCUCCGUAUCAUCCAGCCGGAGCAACUGAUACCCAAUGUUUCAUCUCUCGCUCAUUCACAUCAAGACUGUUCUACUACUCACUCCUCCUGAGUCAUGUUCAUGCUAAGUUCAUUUAUGAACCCAAAGCUCCUGUAAAAUACAAUUUUCAAGGUAUUUAAAGCACUUACUAUAGAGGGAAGGCUCCAUGCAGAACACUACUAAAUAAUGACGAGCCCUGCAACAAAUGUUUGAUAUUUAAUGUCCCACGUCUGUGAAACUUGUUCUUGUUUUUAUAUCAUCACAACUCUGCGUUUUAAACGGUAUUUAAUAAAAGUAUUCAGUAAUUCUCUACAUUUCUUUUCACUUUUUGUUCAUGUACCGGUUUGAAAAAAAGACAACUGUACUUACAUGCAUUUUAUUAACAUUACAGUAGAGGCCUCAUUAGAUAAACAAGUUGUGUGUUUAUAUACAGUUUGUAAAAAAAAAAAUGUAUUUGAUGAACGAUCGGGGGAAAGAGAAGGCGUU
Messenger RNA from Labrus mixtus (cuckoo wrasse), 2086 nucleotides. RefSeq lists its product as uncharacterized. The transcript is spliced from 8 exons. Lineage: Eukaryota; Metazoa; Chordata; Actinopteri; Labriformes; Labridae. The record is from RefSeq and is a predicted model, not a curated record. Gene Ontology annotation, molecular function: NAD+ binding. Bases 270 to 1610 code for a protein of 446 amino acids.